GUUCAAACCCCUCCAGCUUAUCAGCCAGAGGAGAUGCAUUCCUCCGGGCUGCUCCCUCCCUAAGCCCUCGCUGGCCGGGCGCCCGCCCGGAGGAGGCGAUGGCAGCCCCGCACCCGCCCCCCGCUCAGCCCUGAGCGCAGCAGCCGCCGCCGGGAUGUUCGGCUGGCACCGCCGCUUCAGCCUCGCAUCGCCCUGGCGGAGAGGUGAGCGCGCCGCCCGCGCGGGGCCGCGGGACACGGGCCCCCCCCGGCGCCCCCGGCCCUGCCCGCCGCCCCCCGCCCUGCUCUCCGGCUGCCUCUGCCCCCGCGCAGCAGGUAAGAAGAGCCCACCUGAAGAGGACGAAGUCGUGCUAACACACAUGAAGAUAUUGAGCAGUGAAGGAAUUCAAAACCCAGGGUUAAUCCCCGAGGCUCCUGUUGACAGAGCCUGCACAGAAGAGUGCCAUCUCCCAGGUGCCAGCCUCCCACCAGACUCCCAGGAAAAUCCAAAUGCAGCGGCUGCACAGGCAGAUGCCCCAGCAAGCACAGACUAUGUAGCCACACUGCCUGACCUCAGCAGCUUUGAGUCCAAGUGCCGACUUCACAGGUUCUCCAAAUUUGAAUCUGAGGAUUCAGGGGUUGAAUUGCCAAGCGGGGCUAAUUCUCCAUCAACACCAACCGGUUCAGAGAAGAGCUUUGUGCUUCACAGCAGAGACUCAUUUUGUGACUCAGGUGUGCUUAGCACCUCUUCUUCUCCAGAAAUUGACCAUCUGAUAAUGAGAACAUGUAAAGAGCGAGCCAGAAAAGUCAGCCACCGAGAUCCAGACGGUGAAAAGCAAGGUGAAUGCUAUAGCCAGGAGACUGAUGCUGUGCAGUGUUCUACAGCUUCCCUUGAAGACUUCAAUGUCCCUCAGGAAGAAAGUCCUGAUGAACAUUUUGACCAAACUGAAAGGCAAUCUCUGGAAAAGGAGCCUACUCCAGAGACAGACCUUUCUAGGGAAGGCACUCUUCCCACCCCAGCUUCCAUAGAUGAGCCAAAGACGAUUGCUGACAAUUUCCCAGAGAACUUUGGCAGCGUGCAAGACCUUCAGAUCCAUGGACAUGAGCUGAAGAAGUACCCCACAAGCGACAGUCUGGAUGAAUACAUGGACGAAUGCUGUAGACUAAGUGAGGUGAACCAAGGUAACAGCAAAGUCCUGGGAUCUGGUCUGGGAUACCUGGAACACAUUUGCCAACUGAUCGAGAAGAUUGGGCAGCUGCAGGAGCACAACCUCCGUCUCCAAAAGCAAGUGUGCAGCUUGCAGAAGGAGCAAAAGCUGACCCAGAUAAAAGAGGAGUACCUUCUGCAGCAUUGUUCCUGUGGAGCUGCCACUGUCUUCCUCAACUCGUGCCGAGACGUGAAGGUGUUUGUUACUGGGAGGAGCAGACCUCACAGCCUUUUAGUUCAGACUGGAAACUCUUCUGAUCUUUCUAUCAUCCCAGAAAUAGGAGCGAAUACUGAAAAGUUGAACAGCUUCAAUGGAAGAGAGGGACAGCCGGAUUCAGGAAACAACCAGCUGAUGGUGGGGCUCCGGAAGCUGUCAAACUAUACGAACAACAAGGAGAAUGAGUUCCAAGAAGCUGGUGGUAUGGCUGAGGGACAGGCUUUUCCAUCAAAGGACCAUGCAGUAAGAAAGGGUCUGGAUGUCGGCAAGAACAUUCCGGGUGAAAGCCAUGCUUGGGGGAGAAUGAGAGAUCUUAUGAGGAAGACACGGCUGAGAAACCAGAACAAGCUGGGGCUGUCCUCUGCUGCUCUGAAGAGGUCUUGCCCACAGUUGUACAGGCCAGAUAUUAUGCCUUCAGAGCUGAAGAAAACUGAGAGGAACUCCAUGAUUGUCCUGGGGCAAAACACAAAGCAUGAAAAUAUAUGGCCUUUCUGAUAACCUGAGCCAAACGGAACAAGCUUUACAGAGACUGUAAACGUGAAUCAGUGCAAAGUGUAAAGUACUUCGAGGCAUCGCAUCAUGAACUGGUAUUCCCCAGUACCACCACCUCCAUUCACAUCAUAGUUUUGCCCUUUUUUUUAUUUUUAUUAAUGAUAAAAUGAACUAGCACUCUUUUUUUUAUUACAGCAUUAUAUGAAAUAUAUUCAUGUAUUCUCAGAAAUAAAUAUAUUUAUAACAUGCAACAUAUUGUAUAGUUCUCUGCUCCAGGAUACAUUGCAAUACAAGCAUAAGAACUUUAAUAAAAAGCAUAACUA
This is a messenger RNA of Cuculus canorus (common cuckoo), 2217 nucleotides long. RefSeq lists its product as uncharacterized. The transcript has 9 exons. Bases 155 to 1897 code for a protein of 580 amino acids. The record is from RefSeq and is a predicted model, not a curated record. NCBI's taxonomy places the organism in Eukaryota, Metazoa, Chordata, Aves, Cuculiformes, Cuculidae.